Lineus longissimus is the source of this 10190-nucleotide messenger RNA. Its product is annotated as myosin-10-like. The record is from RefSeq and is a predicted model, not a curated record. Bases 239 to 6085 code for a protein of 1948 amino acids. The transcript has 37 exons. Gene Ontology annotation, cellular component: myosin filament; myosin II complex; cytoplasm. Lineage: Eukaryota; Metazoa; Nemertea; Pilidiophora; Heteronemertea; Lineidae. Gene Ontology annotation, molecular function: microfilament motor activity; ATP binding; actin filament binding.
UCACAUCGGCAGGCGGCGGCUUUUGGUGGAAGGGCCGAGUUGCUCGAGACGAAAGUUCGCGCUGUAAAGACUGUUGUGUUAGGUUCAACUGAUAGGAUAUAUGUGACAGUUCGUCAGCUAGAAUAUGACCUAGAAUAGUAGUGGAUACAAAAUCUAGAUAUUCUAACUUGAAGGAAAUUAGUGAAGGUGUUUUUACACAGCCGGUGGCAGGUUUGUCGGAUCAUUCAUUGGAUUCAAGAUGGCGGACGAUUAUGGUGGAGUUGGUGCGGCGGAGUUGAAAUACUUGACUGUGGAUCGUAAUUUGAUCAACGAUCCUUCUGCACAUGCUGAAUGGGCAGCUAAGAAGCUUGUCUGGGUGCCACAUGAUACAAAUGGCUUCGUCACGGCCAGUAUCAAGGGUGAUAAGGGGGAGGAAUUCAUCGUGGAACUUGUGGACACGGGAAAGAGUGCAAAAGUUCCGAAAGAUGAAGUUCAAAAAAUGAACCCUCCAAAGUUCAGUAAAGUGGAGGAUAUGGCUGAAUUAGCUUGUUUGAAUGAAGCUUCUGUCCUCCACAAUCUGAAAGACCGUUAUUACUCUGGUUUGAUAUAUACUUACUCUGGGCUUUUCUGCGUCGUGGUGAACCCUUACAAACGACUCCCAAUCUAUACUGAUAAGGUCAUCGAACUCUACAAAGGCAAGAAGAGACAUGAGGUGCCACCCCAUGUAUUUGCAGUCACUGAUACAGCAUACAGGAGUAUGCUUCAAGAUCGUGAGGAUCAGUCGAUUCUUUGCACGGGAGAAUCUGGUGCUGGCAAGACAGAGAACACCAAGAAAGUCAUCCAGUAUUUAGCUUAUGUAGCUGCCUCCUUGAAGACCCAGCGAACAACUACUGCCAAUGUCAUUACUUCCAUGCAUUAUAAGGAUAUAAAUUUAGGAGAACUAGAAGCCCAACUUUUGCAAGCCAAUCCUAUCCUGGAAGCUUUUGGUAAUGCUAAGACUACCAAGAACGAUAACUCAUCUCGAUUCGGUAAAUUCAUCAGGAUCAACUUUGACACAUCUGGUUUCAUCUCUGGUGCAAACAUCGAGACUUAUCUGUUGGAGAAAUCCCGUGCUGUACGUCAAGCUAUCAAUGAGAGGAGCUUCCAUAUCUUCUAUCAACUACUUAAGGGGGCCACUGCAGAUGAGAAAGGUGAUUUCCUGCUGGAAGACUUCAAGAACUACACAUUCCUUAGUAAUGGUUACAUCGGUAUUAGCGGUAAUGAGGAGGAGGAGGAGUUCAAACAGACCUUGGAGGCCAUGACUAUUAUGGGAUUCACUCCCGAUGAACAGGCCUCUAUCAUCCGAGUGGUAUCUGCUGUACUGCAGUUCGGUAACAUGAGGUUCAAGUCGGAGAGGAAUUCAGAGCAAGCCUCCAUGCCAGAUAACACUGUUGCCCAGAAAGUUUGCCAUCUCCUUGGCAUCCCCGUGACAGAAUUGACACGAGCCAUGCUCCGACCAAAAUUGAAGGUUGGUCGUGACUUUGUCACUAAAGCCCAAAGCAAGGAACAGGUGGAAUUCUCCGUUGAAGCGAUCACCAAGGCGCUGUACGAACGAAUGUUCAAAUGGCUUGUGAACAGGAUCAACAGGUGUUUGGAUAGGACCAAGCGUCAAGGCGCAUCCUUUAUUGGAAUCCUUGAUAUUGCCGGUUUUGAGAUCUUCCAGCUUAACUCCUUUGAACAGUUGUGCAUCAACUACACCAACGAGAGGCUGCAACAGUUGUUCAACCACACUAUGUUCAUUCUAGAACAGCAGGAGUACAAACAAGAAGGCAUUGAAUGGACAUUCAUCGACUUUGGGUUGGAUCUUCAGCCAACCAUUGACCUCAUUGAAAAGCCCAUGGGUGUGAUGGCCCUGCUUGAUGAAGAGUGCUGGUUCCCCAAGGCUACUGACAAAUCCUUUGUGGAGAAGCUCAUGGCAGAGCACGGCAAGCACCCCAAGUUCGCCAAACCUGACUUCAGGGCGACCUCCGACUUCUCGCUCAUCCAUUAUGCAGGAAAAGUGGAGUAUUCUGCUGAGAAAUGGCUGAUGAAGAAUAUGGAUCCGCUGAAUGACAACAUUGUCAAGCUACUUCAGUCUUCUUCGGACAGCUUCGUGAGCUUGAUCUGGAAAGAUGCUGAAAUCGUUGCUCUGGGUGCUAACGAGUCUGAAUCUGUGUUUGGUAGCCGUACCAAGAGGGGUAUGUUCCGUACCGUAAGUCAGCUGUACAAGGAGCAGCUCUCCAAACUCAUGGCGACACUCAAUAACACCAACCCCAACUUUGUCAGGUGUAUCAUUCCUAAUCAUGAGAAAAAGGCUGGUAAAAUUGAUGCUCAGUUGGUGCUAGAUCAGUUGCGCUGCAAUGGUGUGUUGGAAGGUAUUAGGAUUUGUCGCCAGGGCUUCCCCAACAGGAUCAUUUUCCAGGAGUUCAAGCAGAGAUACGAGAUUCUUACCCCCAGCGCUGUGCCAAAGGGAUUCAUGGAUGGACGUAAAGCUUGCAAGAAGAUGAUUGACGUCCUUGAGUUGGAUCCCAAUUUGUACAGGAUAGGACAGAGCAAGGUGUUCUUCCGUGCCGGGGUCUUGGCCCAUCUUGAGGAGGAGCGUGACCUCAAGUUGACCGACAUCAUCAUCCAGUUCCAAGCCUAUGCAAGAGGUCUCCUGGCUAGGAGGAACUAUCAACGCCGUCUGCAGCAGUUGAGUGCAAUCAGGAUUAUCCAGAGGAACUGUGCCUCCUACCUCAAACUGAGGAAUUGGCAGUGGUGGAGACUGUUCACCAAGGUGAAACCGUUGCUGAAUGUAACUCGCCAAGAAGAGGUUCUGGUUGUGAAAGAAGAGGAGCUCAAGAAGGUCAAGGAUCAGUUCGAGAAACAGCAGUCGACGCUUGGUGAACUCGAGAAGAGCCACACGCAGCUGGUCGAGGAGAAAAAUAUACUUGCCGAGCAACUGAGGGCUGAGACAGACCUCUGUGCAGAGACUGAAGAGGCUCGUACCCGCCUCAGCCAAAAGACUAACGAGUUAGAGGAACUGCUACAAGAUUAUGAAGCCAGAAUUGAAGAGGAAGAGGAGAGAUACACGCAGGUGGCAACCGACAAAAAGAAAUUAAACCAGACCAUUCAGGAUCUUGAAGAACAGUUGGAAGAAGAGGAACAAGCCCGACAAAAACUUCAGUUGGAGAAAGUUUCCGUUGAUGCCAAGGCUAAAAAAGUAGAGGAGGCUCUGGCAUUGCAGGAAGAUAUCAAUUCUAAGUUAACGAAAGAAAAGAAAGGCCUAGAAGAACGUGUUGGUGAGAUCAGUACUCUACUUGCGACCGAGGAGGACAAAGCGAAGCACCUCACCAAGGCCAAGAAUCGAUAUGAAGCCAUUAUUAAAGAUCUUGAAGAGAGGCUGAAAAAAGAACAAGCGCUUCGUCAAGAGUUAGAAAAAAUCAAGAGGAAGCUCGAGACAGAAUUAAACGAUUUACGUGAACAGUUGUCUGAGAAAAAGAGUCAUUGUGACGAGUUGCAAGAUACCUUAACCAAGCGUGACGAGGAAUUACGGUUAAGUCUGCAAAAGACGGAUGAAGAGGUCGCUGGUAGGACGAUUGCUCAAAAACAAUUACGUGAAAUUGAGUCUCAGUUUCACGAAGUUCAGGAAGAUUUGGACGUCGAGAGGGCCGCACGUACGAAAGCAGAAAAACAAAAAAGGGAUCUUGGUGAGGAAUUGGAAGCCUUGAAGAGCGAGUUAGAAGAUUCGAUAGACACAACUGCUGCGGUGCAAGAACUGCGUACCAAGCGUGAACAUGAGGUCGAAGGAUUGAAGAAGGCCUUGGAUGACGAGGUGAAAAAUCGUGAAGGCCAAGUGGUGGAGAUGCGACACAAGCACACUCAGCAAAUAGAACAGCUGAAUGAACAGCUGGACCAAACAAAGAAGACCCGGGUUAAUCUAGAAAAGGCUAAAACUACUCUAGAGGCGGAGAAUGUCGAUAUGGCGUCUGAUAUUAAAAGUCUUAGUGUUGCUAAACAAGAGUCUGAGAGGAAACGAAAACAGCUCGAAGGGCAGGCUCAGGAAUUUGUGAUGAAACUUACUGAACUGGAGAAUGAUAAAAAAUCGUAUGCUGAGAAAAUAAGCAGAUUGCAAACUGAACUUGAUCAAUCCAGCCAAGGCUUCGAACAGGCCGAUAAUAAACUUUCAAGCGCGAUGAAACAAGUUUCUUUGCUGGAAAUGAACUUGAAUGAUGCGCAGGACUCUCUCCAAGAGGAGACGAAGGCAAAGUUGAGUUUGCAGUCGAAGAUCAGACAGCUAGAGGAGGAGCGUGAAAUGAACAUCGACCAGUUGGAAGAAGAGGAAGAGGCUAGGAAGAGCGUCGAGAAGCAACUGGCUGCUUCUAAUCAACAGCUUACUGAUCUCAAAAAGAAGUUAGAUGAGGACGUACAAAUAAUGGACGGUAUGGAGGAUGGUCGCAAGAAACUACUGAAAGAGAUCGAGAUGUUGCAGAGCCGCAACGAGGACUUGACCUCCCACAAUGACAAGUUGGAGCGCAGCAGGAAAAAACUCCAGGCUGAGGUUGAGGACUUGAAUGUUGCCAUGGAAGGACAGAGGUCUUCCUUGCUCCAGCUUGAGAAGAAGCAGAGGAAGUUUGACCAGAAUUUAGCCGAGGAGAAAGCACAAUCUGAAAGGCUUGGUGCUGAACGUGAUGCUGCUGAGCGGGAAGCCAGGGAGAAGGAGACGAAGAUUCUCUCGAGCACACGCGAGAUCGAAGAGCUGCAGACCAGGAUUGAUGAGAUGGAACGUGACCGCACAAAACAGAGCAGAGAACUCGAGUACCUCAUGUCUAGCAAGGAUGAUGUCGGCAAGAAUGUCCAUGAGCUUGAGCGGGCUAAGAGAACUCUUGAAGGACAGGUUGAGGAGCAGCGUACCCAGAUUGAGGAACUCGAGGAUGAGUUGCAGGCCACAGAAGAUGCCAAGCUGCGUCUUGAGGUCAACAUGCAGGCUCAGAAGGCUCAGUUUGAUCGUGACCUGCAGUUGAAGGAUGAGCAGUCUGAAGAGAAGAGGAAGUCGCUGAUUAAACAGCUUCGUGAGAUGGAGGAAGAGUUGGAAGAUGAGCGUAAACAGCGUAGCAAUGCUGUCAACGCCAAGAAGAAGCUGGAAGGCGAGUUUGCCGACAUGUCGCAGCAGGUCCAGAUGGCAGAGAGACUCAAGGAUGAUGCCCUCAAACAACUCAAGAAGAUUCAGGCUCAGAUGAAGGAGCAGCAGAUGGAGCUCGAAGAUGCUGCACGGAGUAAGGAUGACGCUGUGGCUGCAGCGAAGGACAAUGAAAGGAAGAUGAAGCAACUAGAACAGGAUGUUGCCCAGCUGCAGGAGGAUCUGUCGGCCUCGGAGAGGGCCAGACGCACAGUCGAAGGAGAGCGCGAUGAGCUCAUGGACGAAAUGAGCGCCAGUAGCUCCAGCAAGUCAUCUCUCAUUGAAGACAAGCGCCGCCUGGACAGCCGGAUCCAAGAGUUGGAAGAGGAGCUUGAAGAGGAACAGGGGAACCUCGAGAUCAUGGUUGAUAAGGCCAAGAAGAACAACGCGCAGAUCGAGACCUUGACGACUGAGCUGGCAUCGGAACGUUCUCUCACACAGAAACACGAGAACUCGCGUAUUCUCCUGGAGAGGCAGAACAAGGAUUUGAAAAAUAAGCUCUCCGAGAUGGAAUCGCAGCUGAGGUCGCGUUCCAAGGCUACUAUCUCCUCCCUCGAGAGUAAGAUUGCCAGUCUUGAAGAGCAGCUGGAAGUUGAGGCCAGGGAACGUGCUCAGGCUGCCAAGCAGAAUCGUCGCCUUGACAAGAAGUUAAAGGAAAUGAUGAUGCAGGUCGAUGAUGAGAGACGCCAUGCUGAUCAGUAUAAGGAACAGGUCGAGAAGGUGAAUACUCGAGUGAAGGCCCUGAAGCGUCAAGUGGACGAGGCUGAGGAGGAGGUGACGAGGUUGAAUGCCAUACGCCGCAAGCUCCAGAGAGACUUAGAUGAAUCAAACGAAAAUGGGGAGAGUUUACAACGAGAGGUCACUGGACUUCGGUCAAAAAUGAGGGGUAAACAUUCACAUGACAAGGAUGAUGAUAAGACAAAAGACUAGUGCACGAUUAACAAGCGGCAUGAGCUACCGGUCUUCGCGGGGAGCAAACGCACGCGAUGACUCCGACAAGGAAGAUGAGGUAGACGACGGCGAAUAAACAUUAUUUCCAUGACAGGUGGCUGGUUUUGUGUGAUAUCCGAAACGACGAGGAUCAGAAAAGACACGGAUCCAGCUUAGGUCGAAUAUCAAUGGUUCCAGCUAGGACUCGUGGCUUUGUGUCUGAAUGCUUGUUGGAGAGCUUGACUCCGAUGUUGAAGUGAUUUGACCGUGGCUUUUGGACUGUUCAGACAGUGACAAGACUGUAUGGCUUGUUGCUGCAUAAUAAUGUAGCUGUUUCAGUUUUGAAUAGUUGUAGACAUGUCAUGAUACUUCUGGAUUAAAGGUUGAAAACUCUGCACAAAUUCAUUUGAUGGGAAUAUUUCGUACUUAGGAAUCAUAACUGGAUAGGCCAGUUUGAUAUUGUAGUCUCCUGCAUCUGGUGAACUUGACAUUCUGUAGUUUGAUAACACUAAGGUCAUUUUCAUGAACGUAAGUUGUAAGGUGCGCACAAAACCAGUUGUCGUUUUUUUAUACAGGACAAGUUGCUCCAAGCUUGUGAUAUGUGUCCACCGUGUAUGGUAGGACACCUUAUGAAUUGUAUAGGUCUAAGUAAGUAAUGUAUCAAACUAUAAACCAAAUAUACAUAGCUACAUUUUAAUACUGCUACUGGUCACCACAGGGGACAGUCCACUUGUUUUCUUCGGCACUUCAGGGAGAGGGGCCAGUUAAUCAAACAAUUUUAGUCCCUAUGAAUAAAAAGAAAAUAAUUUUUUCAAGCAUAAAUCAAUCUGAAACGAAACUUUUUGACCAGCUUCGUAAAGUGACCACUGAUAUUUCAAUCCUGGAGGUGUUCUCCAUGGGCAAUAAAAAAAACUUGCGGUUCAAUGAAAUACUUUUCAUAUUAUCAGAAAUGUUUGAAGUGGUGUUAACAAACUGGCCAUAAGGCUGCCACUGCUGUCCUUGAACUGCCGAAACAAGUGCUUCAAUGUCAAGCAUGUUACAAUAUUAAACGAGGUUGAGGGUUGAAUAGGUACCAUGAUAGCUUCAGGCUAAGAAUUAAAACCAGUACAUGAUUUGUAUAUUUGUAUUUGUAUAACCAUACAAGGUAGAUGUAUAGUGAAUCUAUAGUCGCAGAGGCUUUAGAGUGUAUUGGCUUAUUAAUGUGGUAUGAUGGCCAUGCUUGUUCCAAGUCUAGUGUCUCAUGGCAGUCAAAACUACACCAAGAUGACUUCACAUGCUUGGGGAAGAAGUUAAAGAGGUUGAAUCGAAAAACGAUGGUAAAGAUAAGGACUUUUGAAUGGGUCGCUAUAAGUUCCUUUGUGUUAAGCUGCGAAUUUUACGUAGCUUCUAAACGGAAUUUCUUACAAAGCUUCCAUAUGUGAAUGCUGACUCAAGGGUCAGUAGGCAUUGACUUGGAUAUGCAUGGCCUAAUUUGCGCUUCAGGUUUGACAAUCUAGAUAAUGUAGAAUAGAAAAUGACUGAUGAAUAUUAGCUAAUGUGACGCUGAAGAGGCAAAUUCUUCCCAGAGUUUUCUCUUGGGUGGAUGAUUUAAAGAAAACUACACAGUAGCCUUAUAUAGGUUUGAAACAAAAGUAAAAAAUUCGGUUUAUGUGUCUUUUAAAACAUUUCUUUGAUACUUCGUUUCUUGACGAUUGCAUGGAGUUAAAAAUGAUGAGCGAUUCUUUUUUUAUCGUGAUUUUUUAUUUAGUUUGCCAUUUUUGAGGCCAUUGAGCAAAGUUCAUGUGACAUGACAGAUUUUGUGUUAAAAAUUCUGUGUCUGGUAUUGAUAUUGUGCUAAAAUUUAAUACUGCUCAACUCCACAGGUUUAAUGCGAAACAAUUACAUAUUUUUGACAGAAACGGCACGUUUCUAGUAUUCAUGUCCCUGCCUGUGCAAUCCUAAAUGUGAUAACACCAGUUUGUAAUGUUUCUCUGAGGGCCUGAGUAAAGUUGGUGUCAUCCUAACUUUGACAGAAUUGACCAAUGGAGAAGGGUGCAUUCAUGUAUAGAAAACUUUUCUUUGGUGCACAGAGAACUCUACGUGGCACACUGUUCUUGCUGUACAGACCGGGACACUGUCUUUCCACUGGAAUGACAAAGUGUCAUUGUGUGCCCCAUCAUUAGUAUCGGUGUCUGAAAAUGUGGGUGAACCGAUUGUGGCAAAGUUGGGAGGACACGGAACUUCUGUAGACUACGGUUGGUAGCACGUGUGUUUUUCUAUGCCAUCCAUUUAUCCAUCCAAUGUCCAAUGAGCAUUUUGUAGUUGUUUGUGCGUGGCUCUGAAUGCGUGUUGUCCCUUCAUCCAUUCCUUCAAACUGUGGGGCUUGUUGAACAUUAUAUAAGCACUGUUUCUAAAAAUGUUUGGGCCAUGUUCUUACAGAUGAGGUGACAGCAAAAUGUUUUGAUAGUACUAACAUGAAAGAAAUCCUACUUUGUUCAAUCGUGCUCCAAGUUGGACAAGAAGUAUCCCACUGCCAGUAGCAGGUGCAGUGUGUUCACUUGUGAAUAUUGAAAAUGUUGGCACCAUUUCAUUGAUUCAAAUUGUUGGGAAUAGUGGUAGAAACCUGCUCAUGUUCCCAGAAGUCUAAACUGUUCAAUUUCAUCUCCAAACAUUUUCGGAAACAUGUUUGAGGGGUAUACGUGUCCCACAGGUUUCCCGAUCUCAUGGUGUCAUCCCCGGUUGCCUUAAAGUCUUUUGUUUUGGCUUAAUAGAUGCUUUAGUUGCAUGAUGAGAAAAAUAUACGAUAAGUUACACAGGAGUUAUGCUCAGUUCGAUAAUAUUCACCAUUUCCAGAUGGAUGUCUUGCUCUGAGCAUAGAAAUAUACUGAAUUACUUGAUCAAUUUAUAACUUCUACUAUUGUAAGAUGAGAAAUGAAUGAGCAUGGAUAGACAUUGCACAUGUUGAACCCUAGGAAAGACACUACAAUAAAUCCCAAAGUAUCUGUAAUUGUGGGAUAUAUAGACUAGAUUUGGAUUUCAUAUUUAACUGAAAGGUGACAUAAAUCUCUUUUGAUUGAGCAGUACAAUGUAAUUGCAUGAGGUUCUUCAAGAGAAGGACUACAUUUAUUAGGUGUAAGGGAUCACUGUUUGCACUAGCUGAUAACAUUAUACACUCAGUAUAAACCAUUAAUUAUUAGUCAUAUAAGGGAAAAGAAAUCAUAAUAAAAUGGCAUGUAGCUGCUAGGUGUAUUCAAGUCAUGUAAUUCGACCUCCGUAUUAAAGAAAAAAAUCAAAUGCCCUGCACUUAAGAGUAUGAUAUUAGAGAGCCCAAUACAUUGGGAGGUGUCUUCUUUUCAGCAUAUUUCUCUACACCACAUUGUAUAAGCAACAGGAGUUUCCAUUCUGAUGGUACAGACCAGGAGUUGCCGUAAGUGACCCUAAGGAAAUCUAGAAUCAAUCAUCCAGUCAGAAUCAUGAAUUAAUGAUAAAGAUUUCAUCAAGAAAUUCAGCUUCAGAAAUGGUUGGUGCCGAUCAAAUAUUUGGAGGAUCGGCACCUUCUACGACCCAGCCCAGGCUGUCCAUGCAGUAGGUUGGCGUGACCCUGGGUAUUAUCAUAGAUGCUUGGCACACUUGUAUAGUGCAACAUGUAGCUGCGAAGGAUGUAAGUACAGUGAAUGUCUGAAUUAGUAGUAGUAGUACUUGUACAGGUAAUCCUGUGUAGUAACAAUCAAUGGGCAUCAGUUGGGCCUGCCUUCUUUUGGUCAAGGGAUGAGAUGCUGAGUGAAGGGUGAAUUGAUAAUUAAGUUCAGAACAUUCAGUCACCAAAUGUUGAUGCUAAGUAAAAUGGUUAAAAUACGCUAGAAAUGAGUGAUCCAGCUAAGGUUGGUCCAGCUAAUGUUAAUUAUCCAUGCUAACUAAGUAGCUAAUUGAUGAUGCUAAUUCCCUUGCUAUCCUUGAUGAUUUGAACCAUUCAGGGUUGUGUAUGCAAUUUUUUAUGAACAAUCCCCCAGGAUGGUGAUACAAUAUGUUCACUUCUCUGCUUUGCAAUGAUUGUGCAGGAUAAUGUUACAUAAAUUAACUUUGCAAAAUAAUUAUGUGAAAUAAAGUAACUUGACUUUACAUCUAA